GUUCAUACUUUCCAUACUAACCCAUCUUUUUUUUAAUAUAUAUAUUUUUUUUCCAAAAACGGGAGAAAAAUAAAUAAUUAAAUUAGGUUAGGUACCUAAGGUAAAUACCUAUCUCUAAGGUACCUCAUCUAUAAGUGCCCAGUUAUUAUGGCCGAGAUUGAACGCCGGCGGAGACGUCCACCUAUAUCAUGCGUUCUCUGCAGAAGACGCAAGGUUCGAUGUAAUAGAGAGACUCCUUGCAGUAAUUGUUUGCGCUCAAAGAAUGCAAGUUGCAUUUACGAGAACCAGUUCUCUCAGUCUCAACAGGAGUCUGAGCUUCACAGUUCAACGCCAACCAUCGCGGCGGCAGCAGCCCCAAGCCUCACUUCAAAGUCAUCCCCUAGGGCGGUUACCGCAGCAACCACUUCAACUCCUGCUAGCUAUCAAUCAUCCAAAGAUAUUGAAUUCUUAAAAGAUAAGAUUAAACAGCUUGAAGAACAGUUAUCACAAUCGAAUCGGACUGCCCGGUCCCCUAUCCAAACACCUGGUUCAAAUAUAGAGGCUAUCUCAUCGCGUAUCGGUGGAACCUUUUAUAUUCACCAUGAAGAUACCUUGGCUGGCCAGCCACCAGGCAUCUCCCGCAGCGUUACGCAUAAGAGUCGCAUGUUCGGCCAGAGUCAUUGGAUUACCGGAAUGUCCUUGGUACGAGACAUUUUAGCAUUGAUCGAGCCUCAUAUACAUGAAGAAGGAUGUAGAAUUACUACUCUUAUGCUGAAGUCCAAGUCUCUGGCAAGGAGUAUUAAAGCGAAGCGUAACCCCCCUUGGCCUUUACCUUUAGUAACAGAUCUGCCCCCGAAAGACAUUGCCGACGAGCUCGUCGACCGCUAUUUUCAGACAGCCGAGACUGUAUAUCGAAUACUUCAUAUUCCAAGCUUCAAAAGAGAGUACGAAGCUCAUUGGAUCUCGCCUGCUGAAUCUAACUCGGCAUUUCUAGUUCAAUUGAAGUUAGUCCUAGCAAUCGGAGCUACCACUUACGAUGAAAAAUUCACUUUGCGAGCUUCUGCAAUGCGAUGGGUUUACGAAGCCCAAACUUGGGUAUCUGAACCUGGAUUUAAACAUAGACUGAAUAUUCAGUACCUCCAGAAUAACAUCCUUCUUUUGCUGGCCCGAGAGUUUGUUGACGUUGGUCCGGACUUAGUAUGGAUCUCGGCCGGUACGCUCGUUAGAAUUGCAGUGUAUAUGGGAUUGCACAAAGACCCCACACGCCUUCCGAAGAUGUCAACGUUUAUUGCCGAGAUGCGCAGGAGGCUUUGGAAUACGAUAUUGGAACUAUCUCUACAAUUAAGCGUGAUUUCGGGGGGUCCGCCAUUUAUCUCCUUGGACAUGUUUAGCACCGAGCCCCCUGGAAAUUUCGACGACGAACAACUCACAGUUGAGGAUCCACCACCACAGCCAGAGAGCCAUUUCACUCAGACAUCUGUAGCAAUAAUCCUUAGAAAGAUAUUUCCCGCUCGCCUUGCUGUUGUGAAGUUCCUAAACGACCACGGUUCUUCCGGCACGUACAAGGAGACGCUCCAGCUAGACUCGGAACUGAGGGCAUCCUAUAAAUCCGCACUUCGAAUUCUUCAAGGAUACAAGUCGGCCACUGGGUCUCGGCCCUCGGAGUAUGCCAUGGAUGCGCUGAAUUUGCUGAUGAAUCGUUACUGCUUAUCGCUUCAUAUUCCCUUUUUCGCGCCCGCGAUGGAUGAGGCCGCGUACGCAUUUUCUCGGAGAGUAGUAGUUGAAACUUCGCUCAAAAUUUGGCGUGGGAUAUUUCCUUCGCCACUUGCCUUAUCUUCUCAAUCAGGCCAAAGCGUAGGUUCACCAAGUCAACUCUCCUUAGUCCGACUUGCAGUCUGUGCUUCCGGAUUUUUUCGCAUUAGCCCCCUCCAGGCGAGCGUCCUAAUUGCAUCAGAGCUUAUCGGCCAAUUGAGGGAAGAAGAAACUUUGGGACCAGGGCUGAUUCGGCAAGACCUUCUAUCUGUAGUUCGCGAAGCCAAGAACUGGGCGUGGAAGUGCAUCGAAGCUGGAGAGACCAGCAUCAAGGGCUACUUUCUUGCAAGCUUACAUGUCGCACAUAUCGAGGGGCUCAUGCAGGGUCUCGAAGGGGAGGAGCUUUCACGAUAUGUAGUUAGGGAAGGCGAAAAGGCUGAAGAGAUGUGCUUGCCAGUGUUAGAGGAAAUGCUCGCCAACGGAAAAGACGAGGGUUCUACCAGAGGGCUCGAGCAAAACACGCCUUCUCAGCUAGUAGAAGAUUGGGACUUAACUAUGUCGGGUGCUCUGUUUGAUUUUGGUGAAAUGGAACUUGUAAACUGGGGCUUCGAUGAAAACGACCAAGAACUAUCAUUUGGUUAAGCUACGGUACGUGAAACUUUGGCUCGAUGAAGUUGGGUAGUGGGAGAAGGAAGAAAUAAAUGGGUAGUAAUAUAGGGAUAUAGUGAUGAUGCAAGAGCGCAACCUAGCUGACACGACAGAGCAUUUCCCAACAUAACCGAUUAAGUUAGAGGUCAGAAACUAAAUCGCGCCCUGCGUAAUAUGCAGAGUUUAUUCGGCCUCAGAGACAGGCGACAGCGCAACUAAUGAUUUCGCUAAAGUUGUCAAGGCGACCUAUGCGAUAGCUCAA
Messenger RNA from Daldinia caldariorum, 2641 nucleotides. RefSeq names its product putative C6 transcription factor. Lineage: Eukaryota; Fungi; Ascomycota; Sordariomycetes; Xylariales; Hypoxylaceae. The record is from RefSeq and is a predicted model, not a curated record. Gene Ontology annotation, biological process: regulation of transcription by RNA polymerase II; DNA-templated transcription. Gene Ontology annotation, cellular component: nucleus. The transcript is spliced from 4 exons. Bases 148 to 2373 code for a protein of 741 amino acids. Gene Ontology annotation, molecular function: RNA polymerase II cis-regulatory region sequence-specific DNA binding; zinc ion binding; DNA-binding transcription activator activity, RNA polymerase II-specific.